UGGACGUUCAGAGUCAGACUUGCGCUCUGAGUUCAAUGUACGUGUUUUCAUGUAUUGUGUAGAUGUGGGUUAAAACACGAUUGUGUGUAUAUGUGAGUGUAAAAUGUGUGGUUUGUUUUCUCAAACACAUAUAAACCUCAUAAUGAGAACAUCAGUGUGUGAAAGAUCAGCUCACAGUUUAAAUGUGCUCUGUUGUAGUUGAGUAAAGUGUCAAUCAGAAUGAUUUUCUCUCAUCUGUUCCUCUUCCUGUGCGGUGUGUUUGGUGAUUCAGAUGGAGUGAAGUCAGUGUCAGUGAUGGAGGGAGAUUCUGUCACUCUAAACACUGAUCUUACUGAAGUACAGAGAGAUGAUCAGAUACUGUGGACAUUUGGACCUCGAGAGACUCGCAUAGCUGAAAUCCACAGACAGAACAUCUAGAUGCCACUGGCACAACAUUUGAGAAGAGCUUCCAGAUGGACAGUCAAACUGGAUCUCUGACUAUCAGAAACACCAGAUCUGAACACACUGGACUUUAUAAAGUAAUUGUCAUCAGCAGAGGAACUUUAUAUAAGUUUAUUUCCUCUUAUAAUUUAAUUGAAAGUUAUUGCAUAAAGACAUUUGAAAGAGAUUCAUCAUGAAGUUGUGUGUGUUCCAGCACAUGUUGACAGCAUGUUUUGUCGUCAGAUCUUGUGUUAUUGAGGUCAGUAAAUGCAGCAUCUGAACUGAACGCAUGUGGUUUGUGUUCAUGAGAGUGAGAUGUGCCGUUUAUUCUCACAACCACAAACAAACCUCUUGGACUCAGAAAUAACCUGAAAUAAGAGUUUUCUAAAGAAGACCAAUUCAGAAUGAUGUUGUGAAAGAAACAUUUUUAUGUCUGAGAUGCACAGUGAGUUUCUGAAAUAUUAAGAGGAAGAUAAAGAAUUCAUUGAACUUAGUCAGCAGAGCACAGACAGAGAACAAACACCACGAAAACCAGUUUGAUUUUGAUAUAGUAAUCUAGACUUGAGAAUUAGCUGAACUGUUUAAUCAGGAAGUCGCUCUUCUGUGUCUGAAGUGACUCUCGGCUGGACGUUUGUUUCUGUCACGAUGUCCUCUCAUCUGUGCGCUCUGAUCCUGUUUGUCCUGAGUGGUGUGUUUGGAGUUGAGAUAGAUGAAGUGAAGUCAGUGUCAGUGACUGAGGGAGAUUCUGUCACUCUACAGACUAAUGUUACUGAAGUACAGAGAGAUGAUCUGAUACUGUGGAUGUUUGGACCUCGAGAAGCUCGAAUAGCUGAACUCUAUAAGCAGGACAUUGAUAUGUUUAACAGUAAAAAGAUAUUCAGUGACAGACUUCAGAUGGACAGUCAAACUGGAUCUCUGACCAUCAGAAACAUCAGAUCUGAACACACUGGACUUUAUAAACUACAGAUCAUCAGCAACAGAGGAACUUUAUACAAGAGAUUCAAUGUUACUGUCUACACUCAUUUGCCCAUUCCUUUCAUUACCAGUAACUCUUUAUGUUCAUCAUCAAAUUGUUCACUGCUGUGUUCAGCUGUGAAUGUGAGUCAUGUGACUCUCUCCUGGUACAAAGGAAACAGUUUAUUGUCCAGCAUCAGUGUGUCUGAUCUCAGCAUCAGUCUCUCUCUACCUCUGGAGGUGGAAUAUCAGGAUAAAAACACCUACAGCUGUGUGAUCAACAAUCCCAUCAGCAACCAGACUCAACAUCUGGACAUCACUCAACUCUGUCGGUCAUGUUCAGGAAAUACAGCCAAGAAAAACCAGAGGAUCAGAAAAGCCUGUCAGAAUACACAGAGAUCAUCUACCGUCUUCAGAUCUGACACCACUCAUCACUCAUCAUUAAUAUUCAUAACAGUAAUGUGAAAUUCAAAAACAGACUCCUGAUGGACAGUCAGACUGGAUCUCUGACAGAAACAUCAGAUCUGAACACACUGGACUUUAUACUACAGAUCCUCAGAGAAUCAAUGUUACUGUCUAUGGUGAUUAAAAUAUAGAAAAUACAAAAGAAGUAUUGUUAUUUUAUUAUGCAUUUAAUACCCUCUUUUUAUAUCAUUUAGUAUGCUUAUAAUUUUUCAUUUCCAUUAUCAUUUAUAUCAUUUGACAUCGUUUGGAUGCCUAUUAAUUAUUGCAUUAUGUUUCAACUAGUUUCUGAUUCAUAUCAUGUUUAUGUAUCACCCUUGGUUUAAUUAUUUUCUUGUUUUGUGCAAGUUUAAAAGUAUUUCUAGACAACUGAAACAGAGCGAAGCGCUUUGUGUAACCACAAUAACAAAAAACUUCACACUGACCUUCUUCCGAGAGGCCCAUAUCUAUCUACUAACUAUCUAUCUCUAUCUUGUUUGUUAUCUUGCAGUACUCAUUAUAUCAUUUGUGACAUAUAGUAACCACGUGCAGAUGCUAAACUCAGAAUGACGUUACACUAGUAUUUCACUUCUCUCCUGAGAAUCUCAUCUGUGUUCUUCUUCUAUUUGCUUCCCCAAUUAAUCACUAAUUAAAAUAAUUCCUUCAUCACCAAAUAUCAAUGUCCAACUUGUACUGUCUGCUGAUUCCACUUGCAUCAACAAUCUAACAAAACACAGCCGUGUAAUCGAGUACUAAAAUGAUGUGCAUGAAUCACUACAUGAUAAAGUGACCUGUGAGUGUUACAUGUCAAGAACUUGAGAUCUAAAGCAGUGAUUUUCAGCCUCUUUGACUCAAGGUUGCCCAUUAUCCACAGUCCCCCCAUUUUCAGUUAUUUUGAGACCCCUUGAAAAUUUGCUGUAACGCCCUGGUUGCAAAUCACUACAUCUAAAAGUUUAUUUACAAUUUUGUCAUAAUCAAAAUGACAGUCCCUUAAAGUAUCAUAAAACAUUUCAAAUAUUCACAAUAUUUCCCAAAGCAUUUUAUAUAACAUGUUUGACUAUAUUAGUUAUUUCAAAAGCAUGAAAAACCACUUGUCCUCUUUCACCUACUUUCAUCUACACCAUAACAUUUACUAUUAUGCAUUUUUACUCAAUUUCCAAAUUGUUUAAUGUUAGUUUAAAUUACUUUAAUAAAAAAUUAAAUGUAUAAUUAUUGUUUUUAAUGUCAAAUUUUUUGAGAAUUGUUUUUUCUUCUUUUUUUUGUAGCAGUUUCACAAGAGUUUCACAGGAUGUGGUUUGAAAGUGAGAGAUGGAGGAAAUGUAAACUGUCACACACAACACAGAUUUUUUUUUUUCAUUCUUUGAAAGGGAUAGUUCACUCAAAAAUGACCAUUAUGUUAUUGCUACCCCUCAUGCUGUCAUAAAUUUCAGAAUUUCUUUCUGUGAAACAUAAAGAAUAUAUUUUGAUAAAUGUCUCAGUGUUUUUGUUCAUACAAUGUAAGUCAAAGUGGGCCAAUGUUGUUUUGAUAAAGAUAAAGUGCUGUGGUCUUCUCUAAGACUA
This is a messenger RNA of Ctenopharyngodon idella (grass carp), 3375 nucleotides long. Its product is annotated as CD48 antigen-like. The transcript is spliced from 6 exons. Lineage: Eukaryota; Metazoa; Chordata; Actinopteri; Cypriniformes; Xenocyprididae. Bases 1066 to 1839 code for a protein of 257 amino acids. The record is from RefSeq and is a predicted model, not a curated record.